Molecule: messenger RNA, 1218 nt
Organism: Linum tenue
Lineage: Eukaryota; Viridiplantae; Streptophyta; Magnoliopsida; Malpighiales; Linaceae
Source: the annotation of a GenBank genome assembly
CUCCCCAACAGUACAAUAAGAACCCCCGCCCUUUAAAUUAAAUCCCCUGUUUUCUCCAAACUCACAAAAAUCCCAAAACCCUUCUCCCGUUCUCCCUCUCUCUGUUUUUCCCAGUCCAUCUCUGCGAUUCGUUCCAGCUAUGGCUGGUUCCGGUGCUUUCCCUCGUCUCGCAACUCUCCUUCUUGUCCUUCUGCAAACACAGCUGAUCGCCGGCGACCUGCUGUCGCCGAUUUUCCCUCCGAUCGUGGGCAACGUAUGUGAGAACGUGGAAUGCGGGAAAGGCAAGUGCAAGCCGUUGACUAACGCCACCAUCCCUCCUUACGAAUGCGAUUGCGACGACGGGUGGAAGCAGACCCGACCCGAUCCCAUGGACGGCGUCACUUUCCUCAAUUUCCUCCCCUGCAUUGUCCCCAACUGCUCCAUGGAUCUGUCCUGCAACAAGCCAGCAGAGGCGCCGGCUCAAGACAAGAUUGGCAGGUCCAAUACCACUCUUUUCGACCGUAAGAACUUGCUACAGACCUAUUUCUGUGAAACUACAAAGCUUUUCACUUGGCUUGCUUGUAAGGACUUUUGUGUUUGGUUUGUGGCAGCAUGUAACUGGGCAGAUUGUGGAGGAGGAUCCUGCAACAAGACAUCCUUGUUCACCUAUACCUGCCUAUGUUCCGAGGGAUACAAUAACCUUCUCAACACAUCCCUCUUUCCUUGCUACCAAGAAUGUGCGGUGGGGACGGAUUGCAAGGAUCUAGGGAUCACGAUGCAAAGCCCUCCUGCUCCAACGCCUGCACUGUCCCAAAACGACGGUGCUAAGAAUCAAGGGAGUAGAAUUGGAAGAGGGAUGAUGUUAAAUUGGGCUGUGGUGUUGAUGGCGUCGGUAGCUGUUGUGGUUCAGUGGCGAUAGAAAAGCAAGAGACUUGGUUUUGGUUAUGACGAUUAGGAAGACUAGAAGACCUGAGUUUUCUGCUACGGACUCUUUAUGAGGUUUUGGACAUGGCUGAUGUCUAUAAUACGUGCGCUGUUUCAUUUUGUUUCAUAGGAAUAAAACUGCGGGGGUGGGAUGGAUGAUUCUUCAUAUUUGGUAGAGAUUGUUGAUUGGUAACGCCAUUGCCAGGGCUUGUUAGUUAUGCUAGUAAUAAAGACUUGAAACAGAAAGUGCUUUUCAGUGAUUUGGUUGGUUGUAUAGAAGGACAACGCACUUGAUUGAAUGUUUUAUUCAUUGCC